Suillus paluster is the source of this 2049-nucleotide messenger RNA. RefSeq lists its product as uncharacterized. The record is from RefSeq and is a predicted model, not a curated record. Lineage: Eukaryota; Fungi; Basidiomycota; Agaricomycetes; Boletales; Suillaceae. Bases 1 to 2049 code for a protein of 682 amino acids. The transcript has 8 exons.
AUGGCCAGCUGGACUCUCGUUUUUAGCAAUGUGUUGAACCAACACAAGGAUUCCUUUGUUGCAGCUAAAGGAAAUUCUGCUAUCAGGGCUCGCAUCCUCAAAGUAAUCAAAGAUGCUAUAGGGAGCAGUGAAGCAGCCAAAGACCCUUGUGUCAUGCUUCCAGAGAAAAAUCUUCGGAAGGCUGUUCAUACAUAUUAUUUGGACUUCCUGGAGGAUGACGAGGAUUGCAAGGCAGAGGAAGAAAUUAUUGAGGGAGGGCAUAAAGACAGAUCUGCUGCAGAUGCUGUGACUGUAGAGAUGGUGAGAGAACGGGAAAAUGAUAAGCCUGAGGAAGCUGGGAAGUACAAGACAGAAUUCUCCAGUUUUGAUGUCGCCCAAAAAUUAUUCAAGGAUGAAUUUGGAGAAUAUGACAAGAUGCACUGCGAUACCUCUGACCAAAAGUCUAUGGGCCAGAGGACAAAAUUGGCCCGGGCAUGGCACAAGGCUAUGUCCUCUGAGGUGAAACAGGAGCUUGUCCGGGUUGCUGGAAAAUGGAAUCAAGAAGGACUUCCUGCAGAUACCAAGGAUAGAUACCGUACUCGUAACCAGAAAAAAGUCAUGGAGGACUUUAUGGGCAUGGUUCAGAGAACUAUGGGGUUGCAUGUUGUCAUCCUUACAGCCCAUGAUCGAGGUGAGGGAAAGGCUCCUGGAACUACUAUCUGGGAGACCUCGCCUGUAAAGGCGAAAAAACCUUUUACUCAGGCGUCCAAAGACAAUAAGAAAUGGGCUGGACAUGCUCAAGAUCAUCUUGCAGACUGGCUCCUCAAAGCGGAAUAUGUUGAUGAAGAGGAUAGUGAUGGAGAGGACAAUGAUGAAGAUAAUCUUCCAGAUUUGACUGUUGAGGCUGACAAUGAUGGUCACCCUUGCCUACCAAAAGGCUUUGGAUCUCUCAAGCUCAAGCACAGGCAAAAGGUUGUUCGCACUGUCUUUCAAAAGGCCUACUCUCUUAUUACCAACAAUCCCCGGGCUCUAGUGCCCUGGGGUGAAGUGUCUGAAAAUCCUGAUCACUAUCUUGAUUCGGAAUGUAUUCCUAAGAAUGUCAUCAUCAAGGACCCUUCCCACCUGCAAAAGGACACAAUUGCUGCAAUUUAUUCCCACUGGUUAGAUUGUGCUAGUCAUGGCGCACCAAUUCCCUCCAAGAAGGGAGGUGCAAGGCAAAAAUCGGGGAAGAAGCCUGCCUAUGUCCCUGUCAGUUCGGAUGAGGAAGAUCGGCUGAAGAAGAUUGAUGAUGGUAAAAGCUCAUCGGAUGAAGAUGAAGACGACUUGGAGACUGCUCCCAUUGCUGAUUCCAGCCCCAAAUACCAUGUCACUAGGGACAUGGUCGCUUAUCUCAAGUCUCUCUCUACCAUCCCUUCAUAUCAACGGCUUCUUGCUGCAGUUCAAAAGCUUCUGACAAGAACAGAUUCAAAGGCGCGGAAACAGCAACUCCCUAUCUGGGUGUCUUGGACUUGGUCUCAGGCAUAUCUCCCUCAAGACAUCCAUGAGAAUAUGGAAACUGCCUCCACUGCACUGGAGAAUUUGAGUAACUACAAGUUCAAUUCUCGUGGAUGGGGCAUGAUUGUGAUCCUGGGACUUGGACUUCUACUUCGUGAGUGUUGUCGUACUCAGGAGUAUGAAGCCGAUGAAGCCGAAGAUGAUGUACCUGACUACUUGGGUAACUUUAUCUUGGGCUUCGAGGUGGGUGACCAGAUUGAGGACAAGAUUGCAGGGAUAGAGGCUGAAGUUGAAGCCAUAUGGAAAGAUGAGAAUCUUGGGUUGUCCAUUGUGAGGCAAGACAUUGAGAAGACGCGUGGGGAGGAAAGAAAGAAGUUGAAGGAGAAUCAGAAGGCGGAAGAGGCUAGGGUUAUUGAGGAGAAGAGGGUGGAAGAUGAGAAGAGGGCAAUGGAGAAGAAGAGGGUGGAAGAAGAGGCAAGAUUGGCUGAGGAAGCAAGCAAGGCAGAGAAGAGGGUGAGGAAAUCUAAUGCCAAAGAGAAGGGUAAGAGGCCUGCUGCAGAUGUGGAGGAGCCAUAA